Molecule: messenger RNA, 315 nt
Organism: Prunus armeniaca (apricot)
Lineage: Eukaryota; Viridiplantae; Streptophyta; Magnoliopsida; Rosales; Rosaceae
Source: the annotation of a GenBank genome assembly
AUGCGUAGGAGCCUUUAUUUACUUUCUGGUACUUUGAAGGGUGAAUUGUUUGGAGUUCUGCUGGAGCGAGGAAUUCAUGGGUUGAAAGAUUUUGAGUUGGCGAAGUCAUUGCAGAUUUCAUCAUCCACAUAUUGUGCACGUAUUAAUUCUUCUGAAAAGAAAGUGGAGGAAUCCCAAUUAGAUACCGAAGACUCUGGAGCAAUUGAUGAUGACCUCGGUGACAGUGGUACAUGUAGUAGUGAUGAUGAUUCUGGGUGCAAUUCAGGAAAUUCCCAAAUGAAAAAAUUGUACUUAUAUGAACUAUGGCAAAAGUAA